AUGAGCGGACGUUUCGUUAGAGCAAGCAAGUACAGACACAUUUUUGGUCAACCCUGCAAAAAGGAACUUUGCUAUGACAAUUUACGGGUCAGCAAAAAUGCCUGGGACUCGAAUUUGAUGAGCGUGAACCCAUUUUACUUGAGUGUUAAUUGGGAUGCUGGAGCAGGAGGUGCUUUUGCUGUAAUUCCACUCGAGGAACGCGGUAAACUCCGUGACCAGGUUGCCUUGUUCCGUGGACACACGAGUGCCGUUCUUGAUACUGCUUGGAACCCCUUCCAUGAUCAAUUGCUUGCUUCUGGCGGUGAUGACAGCAAGAUUAUGCUGUGGAGAGUUCCUGACGACUACUCAUUAAUUGAACCAAGAGAGGAUGUUUAUCCCAUUGCCUGUUUAUCUGGUCAUCAUCGUAAGGUAGGUCACCUGCAAUAUCACCCUACUGCGGCAAACGUUUUGGCUUCUGCUAGUGCAGACAACACCGUGAAACUCUGGGAUUACGAGGCAGGAAAAGAUGUCGUCUCUCUUCGUGUAAAGGAUAUUUGCCAAUCGAUAUCCUUCAACGCAGAUGGUUCUCGCUUGGUUACCACAAGCCGCGACAAGAAAAUCACUAUUUGGGAUCCUCGCCAGCCUGAACCUGUGUCUGUAUCGAAUGGUCACCAAGGUGCCAAGAACUCGCGGGCGGUAUGGCUUGGCAGUCUGAACCGCAUUGCUACGACUGGUUUCAGUAAGAUGAGUGAUCGUCAAUUGGCUUUGUGGGACCCUGCUGACAUGUCGCAACCCCUCGGCGGAUUCACCUUUUUGGACACGGACUCUGGUAUUGUUAUGCCUUUCUGGGACGACGGUAACCAUGUUAUAUACUUGGCUGGAAAGGGUGAUGGAAACAUUCGUUACUUUGAAUUGGAUAACGAUACCUUUUACUUUUUGUCCGAAUACAAAUCCUCUGAUCCCCAACGUGGAAUUGCUUUUAUGCCUAAGCGUGGUGUCAAUGUCGCAGAAAACGAGGUUACUCGGAUAUACAAGUCGGUUCAUGACUCACUUGUGGAGCCGAUCAGUUUCAUUGUUCCCAGACGCUCUGAAGGUUUCCAGAGCGACAUUUACCCUCCCGCGCCUUCUGGUCAGCCUGCUAUCUCGGCUAAGGAUUGGUUUGAGGGUAAAAAUGCAGAACCUGCCGUCUUCGAUCUUUCCAUUUUGUACGACACGAAUGGCUUAACAGCAUUGAAUGCGGCUUCGACUGUUUCCAUUCCAAAGUCAGCGGUUCCCAGACCCAAGGAGGCUUCUAAGGCCGCCGAAGCGAAACCUGCCAUCAAUGACGUUGAUUUGCCCAAGCAAGCUGAGCAAGUGCAAAACGUUCCUGAGCCUGUCAAAACCACGACUCCCGAAACUCAAGAAGAAGUGUAUCAACGUCCCACCAACCCCGACAAGGUAAAGAUUCCCUCUGUGUUUUCGGGUGAUCGAGAGUUUACACGACGCUCCAGCGAAACUACUUCUCCCAAGUUGAAGGAACAAGAACUUGCACAAGACAAGACUGAGCCUAAGCCCAUUGUUAAGCCUGCUUCUGUCGAGCGUAAGGUCUCUAUUUCCGUUCGUCCUUCCGCCGAGGAGUCUUCUUCCCCGGCUAGUGCUCCAACCAAAACUUCGACAACUUCUUCAGCAGUAAAAGAAAAGAUUAGUGGUUCAAUUCACGACAUCUCAUCGCGCAUCCAAGCUCUUGAGAAGCGUUAUGAAGAAGAAACCGCAGUUCGUGAUUGGAAAAUCGCCAAAUUGGAGGAGACGAUUCAACGUCUUACGGCACAAAUUGCUGAGCUCGAGCACUAG
This is a messenger RNA of Schizosaccharomyces japonicus yFS275, 1809 nucleotides long. Its product is annotated as actin binding protein. Lineage: Eukaryota; Fungi; Ascomycota; Schizosaccharomycetes; Schizosaccharomycetales; Schizosaccharomycetaceae. The transcript has 5 exons. The record is from RefSeq and is a predicted model, not a curated record. The coding region runs from base 1 to 1809 and encodes 602 amino acids. Gene Ontology annotation, cellular component: mating projection actin fusion focus; cell tip; actin cortical patch. Gene Ontology annotation, biological process: positive regulation of Arp2/3 complex-mediated actin nucleation; negative regulation of Arp2/3 complex-mediated actin nucleation; microtubule-based process. Gene Ontology annotation, molecular function: protein-macromolecule adaptor activity; actin filament binding; Arp2/3 complex binding.